AUGAGUUUCCUAGACAUAUCUAUCUAUCUAUCUAUCUAUCUAUCUAUCUAUCUAUCUAUCUAUCUAUCUAUCUAUCGUGUCAGCAAAUUACGGAAUGCUGACAAAGUACUUGUCUCCAGCAUUCUCUCUCUCUCUCUCUCUCUCUCUCUCUCUCUCUCUCUCUCUCUCUCUGUCAACUCUCUGCUGUCAAUGACCUUUGAAGCAAUUUGUCUGUCGAUCCCCCAACUUAUUCUCACUUCUCUUGCUCGCACCUCGCACCAGUACCUUACAGUGGGCCUAUUCUUUUCCUCCCACUUCCUCAUAUCAACUCCUCACGUUGCAUCCGUAACUUUCCUCUCUUUCCCACUUGACCGAAAUAUUCUGACCUUUUUUCCUUUAUCGAAAUCCUUAGCAACAUGUGACAUAGAAUUAUUUCUUUAUUCUUUUCCUCACCCACCUGUAGCCAUAAAAUUAUUAUCUCUAACUACCUCGGGGGGUCUGUGUCCAAAUUCGCACUCCCCCUCCACCCGUCCCCUGGGUUUCACUUUAACCAAACGAAAUGCACAAAUGGAUUUCAGCGUAACCAAAUUAUAUUUUCUUUCAUUUUUUUUCGGUAUGUCUUUCAAACUAUCUACGAAAUUCUUCGUUUUUGUGUUCACUUUCGAUUUAAUUUAA
Molecule: messenger RNA, 654 nt
Organism: Acanthosepion pharaonis
Lineage: Eukaryota; Metazoa; Mollusca; Cephalopoda; Sepiida; Sepiidae
Source: the annotation of a GenBank genome assembly